Molecule: messenger RNA, 570 nt
Organism: Mycosarcoma maydis (corn smut)
Lineage: Eukaryota; Fungi; Basidiomycota; Ustilaginomycetes; Ustilaginales
Product: putative phosphate transport protein
Exons: 2
Coding region: 1-570 (189 amino acids)
Biological process (GO): protein targeting to ER
Cellular component (GO): endoplasmic reticulum; mitochondrion
Source: RefSeq, a predicted model, not a curated record
AUGAGCGGAGCUAUCGGAAACAUGGCCUUCAUGUUUGGCGCCAUGCAGGUCGCCAAGCGCAUUCCGUUUGAUGACAAGCCGGAAUACAUCGACUACGCACGUGCCGGCUACGUCACCGUCCAGCUGCUUUGCUUGGCAGUCUACUACUACUGCUCGAUCCGAGUCAAGAAGGCCAACGACUUGACCGUUAUCAAGUACGUCAACGCCAAGAACCCCAUGUCGCAGGAACCUGGUGAGCUUGUCACCACCACCAACCGCGACUACGAUCUCGCCGAGAUCUCCAAAGCUACGCGCGGUAUCUUGAUGGGCUGCGCCAUGGUCGGAUUCAUGCACCUCUACCUCAAAUACACCAACCCGCUCGUCAUCCAAUCCAUUUUGCCGCUCAAGAAUGCGCUCGAAUCCAACAUGGCCAAGAUCUGGAUCUGGGGUCAGCCCGCCACCGGUGACCUCAAGCGUCCCUUCAAGGCUCCCCCCGGUCUGUUUGGUGCUGCUGGUCAGGCAGGUCCUCAGACGGAUAAGGCUGCCAUCAAGGAAGCUGAAAAGGCCGGUUCUGGUAAGAAGGAUGAGUGA